AUGCUGCAAUUCUUCAGCCUCAGCGAGGCCCGGUGGUCGUUGAUACUGGUCUUACCAGUCGCAGCAUCUAGCUUUAUCCUCGCAUACUUUUUAGGAUACGCCGCCUACCAGCUCUACCUCAAUCCCCUCCGCAGAUUCCCCGGCCCCAAAUUAUGGUCAAUCUCUUCCAUCCCCUACGUCCGCGACUUCAUCGCCGGCACCUGCCACCUCAAAAUCUUGAAACUCCAUCAGAGAUACGGCCCCAUCGUGCGGGUAGGCCCCAACCACCUAUCCAUCAACCACCCAGACGGCAUGCAGGAGCUCCGCGGCCACCGCAAGAGCUACACCGGCGAGAACGGAAAGGACCCCGUCAACGCCCUGCCGAACCGCGAUAACAUCAUCGGCUCCGAGCGCGGUGAUCACAGCCGCUUCCGCAGGGCGCUGGCGCACGGGUUCUCUGCGCAGUCGAUGCUUGCGCAGCAGCCUAUUAUCAAGGGGUACGUCGACACCCUCUUUGAGAAGCUGCGGGCAGCAUCGCGGGGUGGCGAGGAGACGGUAAAUGUGGAGAAGUGGUUCAAUUUCACCACGUUUGACGUUAUUGGCGAUUUGGCGUUUGGGGAGCCCUUUGGGUGUCUUGAGGACAGCACGUAUCACCCCUGGGUGGACCUCAUCUUCAAGAGUAUCAAGAACAUGGCCAUGUUGACGAGUUUCCGGCGUCUGCCAUGGCUGAAGCCGCUUCUCAUGUUCACGCUUCCUAGGGAACUGAUGAACAAGUACGCUCAGAACCGGGAGCUGUCGAGGGAAAAGGUACGAAAGAGGUUGGAGCUUGGGAAGAGCCGGCCUGAUUUCAUCGAUGCGAUGAUCAGGAAGUCAGAGUCAGCAGGACAGACCAUGUCGUUCGAGGAGAUGACUUCCAACGCCAUGGUCCUCAUCAUCGCCGGCUCCGAAACGACGGCCACGCUGCUGACAGCGGCAACGUACUUUCUCGCCUGCAACCCGCGCGUAUUAGCCAAGCUAAACGAUGAAGUCCGGUCGGCGUUCAUGACGGAGGACGAGAUCAACAUGCUCAGCGUGCAGAACUUGCCGUAUCUCUUGGCUGUGUUGGACGAGAGCCUGCGAAUAUUCCCGCCAGUGCCGGGUCCCAGCCCGCGGGCCAUUGGCGAAGGCGGCGAUACGAUUCUGGGCGAGUUUAUUCCGCAAGAUACUGUCGUGGACGUCUGGCACUGGUCACUUUACCAUAACCCCGAUCACUUUGCUUUGCCGGAGGAGUUCAUCCCCGAGCGAUUCUUGGGCGACCCACGGUUUGCAAAUGAUGCAAGGCAGGCUCUGCAGCCAUUCUCCGUCGGUCCUCGCAACUGCAUUGGGAAGAAUCUUGCCUAUGCCGAGAUGAGGUUGAUUUUGGCGAGGCUGAUCUGGAACUUCGACUUACGACCAGCCGCCGAGACCCAGAAAUGGUACACCGAGACAAAAGUCUAUAUUCUGUGGGAGAAGGGCGGGUUGAAUGUCUACCUGACACCUCGGGUCUUGAAAGGAUGA
This is a messenger RNA of Colletotrichum godetiae, 1515 nucleotides long. RefSeq names its product cytochrome P450. Gene Ontology annotation, molecular function: monooxygenase activity; heme binding; oxidoreductase activity, acting on paired donors, with incorporation or reduction of molecular oxygen. The record is from RefSeq and is a predicted model, not a curated record. The transcript is spliced from 5 exons. The coding region runs from base 1 to 1515 and encodes 504 amino acids. Lineage: Eukaryota; Fungi; Ascomycota; Sordariomycetes; Glomerellales; Glomerellaceae.